Molecule: messenger RNA, 632 nt
Organism: Cynara cardunculus var. scolymus (artichoke)
Lineage: Eukaryota; Viridiplantae; Streptophyta; Magnoliopsida; Asterales; Asteraceae
Exons: 3
Coding region: 135-398 (87 amino acids)
Source: RefSeq, a predicted model, not a curated record
ACCCCAACCCGAGCUAAUAGGCCCGACCGAUAAGGAAUGAAUUCAAGAUUUUUGGUGGUUUGAUCUGUGUAGACGUUUAUAGAUUAUGAUCGACUUGUUUCGGUGGAGAUCCAGAAAUCUUUUGGUUUUCGAUAAUGAAUGACGAUUACGAGGUUGAGCAAAAGAAGCAAAGUGCUGCAGAUGUUACGUUUCAGUAUUCAAAUUUUGUGAUGGCAUGUAUUGGAUUUCAAGCUCGGCCUUGUGACAUGAGAUUGCAUUUAAUGAAGGAGAUAUCGGGGAUGCCAGCUUCGCUGAAGAGGGAAACAUCGCAAGUAGCUGCAUCUCCAGAUGCAAUGGGGGAAACAUCAAGCUCAGGUACUGCAAGACUUGAGAAAGCCGACAGUUUUCGUGCCUUGUAGCAAUAUCUAUGCUCAUUAUGUUUCUAUUCGUAAUUUGCUCUUUGUGGGUUUCAAUCUGUGCCCUUUAAGACUAUAUCUUGUACAGUUAUCUUUUAUUUCCUAAAUUGACAGAAUGUUGUGUCCAUUAGUGGGCUAUUGUUGCCUGUAAAAUUCAUCUUAAGAUUGAUGUGCAUCAUCAUGUUGUACCUUAUGUUGGUUAAACUUGCAUCAAAAAGUUGUACCUCAAAAACAUCC